Molecule: messenger RNA, 768 nt
Organism: Cynocephalus volans (Philippine flying lemur)
Lineage: Eukaryota; Metazoa; Chordata; Mammalia; Dermoptera; Cynocephalidae
Product: tripartite motif-containing protein 64-like
Exons: 4
Coding region: 1-768 (255 amino acids)
Biological process (GO): innate immune response; protein ubiquitination; regulation of gene expression
Cellular component (GO): cytoplasm
Molecular function (GO): zinc ion binding; ubiquitin protein ligase activity
Source: RefSeq, a predicted model, not a curated record
AUGGAUUCAGAUACCUUGCAAGCCUUCCAGAGUGAGCUCACAUGCUCCAUCUGCAUAAACUACUUCAUAGACCCUGUCACCAUCAACUGUGGUCACAGCUUUUGCAGGCCCUGCCUAUACCUCUGCUGGGAGGAAGCCCAAACGUCAAUGUGCUGCCCUGAGUGCAGGGAAAUAUCAGAGAAGCCAGACUUCAAAACCAAUAUUGCACUCAAGAGGCUGGCUUCACUUGCUAGACAAGCCAGGCCUUGUCACGUUGACAGCUCUAAGGACCAGAUCUGUGUGGCACACAAGGAGGCAAAGGGGCUCUUCUGUGAAGUGGACAGAAACCUGCUCUGUGGACCCUGCUCUGAAUCACUGGAGCACAGGGCUCACAGCCACAGUUCGAUAGAAUGUGCUGCGGAGGAAUACCGGGAGAAAUUUCUAAAGAAAAUGGACACCAUACGGAAAAUGACUCAGGAAAUGCAAAACCAUCUAAAUCAGGAAACUAGUAAAAUCCAUUCAUUAGCGCACUAUGUGGCUUUACGGAAGGUGACGAUCAAAAUUCAAUGUCAGAAGAUACAUCUGUUUCUCCACGAGGAGGAGCAACUCCAUCUAGAGACAAUAGACAGAGACGCAGCGGAGACUUUCCAGCAACUCAGGAACAGUGAAGUCAGGAUGACCCAACAGAAAGAACACCUAGAAGAAAUGCACAGAGAGCUGGCUGAGACGUGCCAGAAGCCUGCCGCGGGGCUGCUCCAGUGGUCAGACCUCUCCCUGGAAGUAGACUAA